AUGCCGCCCCGUCGUCGUUUGGGUCAAACCGGUGUUGAUGAUGCUCCCCUGGAUGAUGCUGCCCUUCGCAGGAUUAACGCUGAUCUUCAGCGACAGGUCGAUUUAUUGACUCAACGGAUGAAUGAAUUGGACCAAACAAACCGCCUAGAUGAUGAUGUUGUUGCCACGGAUGAGAACCCGUUUGGUGCUUUCCGAAAUCGGUCUCCCGAACGUCCCAAUAAUCGUUGGGAGCAGAGUUUCAAAGUAGAGAUUCCGACCUUUGAUGGUAGUCUUAAGCCCGAAGAGUUUGUUGAUUGGCUUUCCCAGGUUGACGAAAUUCUGGAUUUCAAGAAUGUUCCUGAUGAUCGCUGUGUGUCUCUAGUCGCGAUUCGUUUGCGCGGUCGUGCCCAGGCUUGGUGGCAGCAGUUAAAACAAACUCGUACUCGUAGUGGUAAAGCAAAGAUUUCAAAUUGGGAAAAGUUCAAGAAACAUGCUAGAUCUGCGUUCUUACCUUACAAUUUUGAGAGAGAAUUAUACCAGCGCUUUCAGAAUCUUCGUCAAGGCACUCGUACUGUCGAUGAUUAUUCAGCAUCUUUCUAUGAGCUUCUUGCUCGUACUGAUCUCAAUGAAACCCCUGUUCAGUUGGUUUCUCGCUAUAUUGGUGGUCUUCGUCUCCCAUUACAAGAAGUCCUCAACAUGUUUGAUCCACUGACAGUGGCUGAAGCGCAUCAACGUGCUUCCCAGGCAGAAAAACAGUUGAAUAGGCGUGUCCCUGGCGCUUUUCGCCAAACCUCUGAUCUAAUAGGAUCCACAGGCUCCUCUGCACACCCUUCUCGUCCUCCGUCUGACCCACAAACCCCUGCACCUCCUCGUGCUCCUCUAGGACGUACGAGUGGUGGUUUACGUUGUUUUAAUUGUGGUGAAAUUGGUCAUAGACAAUCAGAUUGUCGAAACCCAAAAUCUGCCUCGCGUGGCCUCCUAACGGAACCCACCGAAUCUGAACUUGCACCAACUACAGAAUUACCCCCUGUUUACUGA
Molecule: messenger RNA, 1017 nt
Organism: Daucus carota subsp. sativus
Lineage: Eukaryota; Viridiplantae; Streptophyta; Magnoliopsida; Apiales; Apiaceae
Exons: 1
Coding region: 1-1017 (338 amino acids)
Molecular function (GO): zinc ion binding; nucleic acid binding
Source: RefSeq, a predicted model, not a curated record